AUGAUCGGAACACGACACCCAAGGCCUGCUGAGUGCCGACAGUCCGGCUGCCUUCAGCAGAACCUCUUCAGGUCUCGCUUGACGGCCCCCGCCGCUCGCAAGGCUAUGGAGCGUUAUCAUGUUGGGCUGGCCGGAAUGCUGAUGGUCAGUACAGCAUCAAGACGGUGCUACAUUGCUUCUGCAGGCGUUGCUGUUGACGCUGUAGAGGACCAACACGAUAUCGAUAGAGUCGGCUGGUGGUCAGGAGGAAUCGAGCAACCACCACAGUCAAGUUCAAGUUCACACCACUUCGGUCAGCGUCGCUCCUACAGACACAUCGCAAACACAGCAAUGUCUGUGCUGUAUUGUGCUAUAUUUAAUCCUCCGCACGGACCGCUUCCCGCCAACACCAGUGAACGUCAACUUCGACAUCUUGCAAGCCGUUUGACAGGCUGGCAGCAGACCAGAGAGCUGGAAGUAGAAGGGAAGAGAGCGGCUGACGCGUUGAGCAUCGUCGGUGGACAAGCGGGAGCCCGAUCCGGUAUCGUAGCUCUCAUUCUGAAGGCUGGUCUAUACUGA
This is a messenger RNA of Mycosarcoma maydis (corn smut), 558 nucleotides long. RefSeq lists its product as uncharacterized. Lineage: Eukaryota; Fungi; Basidiomycota; Ustilaginomycetes; Ustilaginales. The transcript is spliced from 2 exons. The coding region runs from base 1 to 558 and encodes 185 amino acids. The record is from RefSeq and is a predicted model, not a curated record.